Messenger RNA from Yamadazyma tenuis ATCC 10573, 3313 nucleotides. Lineage: Eukaryota; Fungi; Ascomycota; Pichiomycetes; Serinales; Debaryomycetaceae. The record is from RefSeq and is a predicted model, not a curated record.
CAAAUCAUCAUUGAAAUUACCCAAAUCGUUUACGGUGGGGCAGAUUUUGAUUUUUAUGGCCCAGAAUUUGGUUGAAAAACACUACGUAAACCCUUCAGAGUUUGGUGAUAUCAACCGAGUGGUGCGGUUGUAUGAACAAUUUCGAUUCGGUAAAGAAUUGAUUGAAGAAAGAGAAAUGGUAGAAUUCAUGGUUGGAUUUGAACGUUUAGGAGACAUUUUCUACAAAUAUUACGGACCGUUCUCCGGGGUCAGAAGAAGCAAACCCAACUAUCAUCAAGAUGAUGACAUUGGUGUCAUGGACUACGAUUCAGACAGAGAGGCAUAUAGCUACGCUUACUCGGAUACAGAGUCUGAGUUCGAACUUCCUCGCCCUAGACCUGCCCGCUAUUCCUAUUCAAGCCAGGCCCAGACGCGGUCAAAUUUGGUGGGGCCCUCAGAAUCUACAGAAACAGUAGGGUCCGUCAUAAGAAGAAAAUUUUCAAGUGUCAGUCAUGGGUCGCUCUUAAGACAUCAUACAUCAAGCUCGGAUAGUAAAAGCUCUGUGAUUAAACACAAAUUGGAUAUUAGUAAAGACAUUGGCAGGUCCAGGUCUUCUUUCACUUCUGGCCUACAUGAAGAUACAGAGUCCGUUAUAGGCCCAAGCACCAUUCGUAAACCCCGUCACUCCUUUGGAGAUUAUACUUUGGACGUCAGUGGCUCUGCGACUGGAACUGAACCUUCAGAACCAAUCCAGAACCCCCCACCUUUCCAAUUCAAGUUAUCUCCUCCUAUUCCUGACUCAUCUACUAGAUCCCGCCUGCCAUCACCCGGAAGAGUUCUUGACUUGGAAUUUCAUCGACUGAGAUCCCCCAAACGGCUGAGGUCUCCUAGACGGAAAAUCAAACUUCUGCUUUCCAGCUCUCUGGAUGAUGACGACAUAGACAAUGAUGAAGAGUAAGAGUAAAGUGACGAUGACUGAUAGGAGUGGCCCAUUCAUCAAGUACUACAUAUCAAGUAUUCAAAUUCCCGAGGGUUCCCUCCCCCUUCCAAACUUUCAUUAGCAUUAUAGACAUUAAUACAGUAACCUUAAUUACUGUUUUGGGGUAGCUACUCCAUCGUGAAUUUUAUAGUACACCACCGUAGAAUCAUCAUUAACAAGGGCAAUGAGAAUACUCUUAGGUCUCUGACCCGAGAUUUUACCAAUCUCUACAAACCAAGUAUUUAUCUGCUUGACCGAAAGAUUUUUUUGGGAAUCAACUGCCUGUGGAAUAAUCCAUUGUUUGCCACCGUCCAACUCUAAAUCUGUGGGAUUGGUAGUGGAUGGAUUGUUUGGUGGUGCCGCAUACAAUAUGUCAACAAUUGAUGGACCAGAACCAAUGACGAAAGUCUGUACGUCUGACCAUAAAUUGUGGUACUCUAGAUUCUGUUUCACCCGAUGUCCUAGGGAUCCAGAUGACAUCUGUAUUCUGUUUCCGGUGUAGUACUUCAAACAAAUUUGUCAGAGUUUGAAGGCUGCGAUGAGGUGAAAAAUCUGAUGGGCCGCGUGCACGACCGGGGUUUGAACUGAAAUAGUCACCUAAAAAGGGGCCAACCACCCAUUCCGACAUGCUUGAGGUUGCAGUGGUUAGACUUCGUGAAUAACAUGAAAGCGGGUGUGUCCGACAAUGAAAUUUUCUACCAUAGGAAGGUAAUCUAGAAUACAACUCAACUGUCACAUAGCAACUGAAUCUAGACCGAUAUCCACUUAGAUUUCCUAAUAUGGUUAAAUGAAUAGGAUUUCCGAUGGUAUGAACAUUGUACCGGCAACGCCUCUUUGUUAACCUGCAUUCGAGACAGGCCGGAGGGACAGGCGAAAUCUAAGAUCUACCGGUACCCCGAAUUGUGCCCCGAAUUUCUUUUUCGCUAACGGUUAGGCAUUCCCAUUUGGUGGUCUAGGUUUUUUCGUAGCUUGGUUUAGCUCAUAAGAUUGCCUGUUGUGGGCAUAGGCAUUUUAGCAUGCAUGAAUAGGAACCUUAGGUCUAGAACCGGAUUUGGCACCAGAAAAAAAUUUUCACCUUUGCAGCCAACAGUCAGAAUGUCAAGGUAUAUAAAGGGUUUCAAGAGACCAUGAUAUUUGACCUUUUCUUUAACAACGUUCAUUCAUUCCUUGCUUUGUCAGUGUUAGACUCUUAGUCCUUUCAUUUUUUCAUUCCUUUUAUUUAUCACAUUCCUUAUAAAUCACACUCUUUAUGUUGUUCACCCAAAUCGCUACUUUAUCAUUGGCAGUUUUGACCGCUGCCGUUCCUGUUGAGAAAAGGUCUAACACUUGCAAAUUUCCUACCGACCAAGGAUUGAUUGCCGUUACUCCAAGUAAAAGCAAUGGUGGUUGGGCCAUGUCCCCAGAUCAAGAAUGUACUGCUGGUUCUUACUGUCCUUACGCUUGUCCUGCUGGACAAUUGAUGGCUCAAUGGGAUCCAUCUGCCACUGGAUACUCUUAUCCUUCUUCCAUGAAUGGAGGUAUCAAGUGUGAAGCAGACGGAACUCUCACCAAGCCUAUGAGCGAUAACGAUUACUGCCAAGAUGGUGAAGGUACCUUGAAGGCCAAAAACACCGCCGAUAAAGAAGUUGCUUUCUGUCAAACGGUUUUGCCAGGUAACGAAGCUAUGCUCAUUCCAACUAAAGUUAAAGCUUCCACCGAAAAUGACUUGGCUGUCCCUGGUCCAAACUACUACGCUGGUACCGCCGCCCACUAUUAUGUCAACAGCCCAGGCUACUCUACCAAGGAAGCUUGUGUCUGGGGUGAUUCCAGUGAACCUAAGGGUAAUUGGGCUCCUUACGUUGCUGGUGCCAACAUGGACGACUCAGGAAACACUUUUGUCAAGAUUGGUUGGAACCCCAAGUAUGUGGAAGAUUUCAACAACAAGACUCCAAGUUUUGGUAUUCGUAUUACUUGUGAAGACGAAUCCAAGUGUAAUGGAUUAAAGUGUGAAAUUGACCCAUCCAACUUCAACCAAAUAUCUGGAUCUGGCUCUAACUCUUUGGGUGCCUCUUACUGUGUUGUCACUGUCCAAGACAAGGCCAACGCCAAGAUCGAGGUUUUCUCCGCUUAGAUGUAUAUAGAUCAUGGUUGUAUUUUAUGUAUUGUAAUGAAAUUUUAGUUUUUUCGCAACCAGCUCGCGAUUCGAGAAGUACAGGGCUUAGAUGGCAUGACGCUAUUUCUGGUAUUAGGAAGGUUCGCUAUGAACUGUGGUAAUGAGGGUGCUACCAUCAUUUAGGUGCCAGUUUUCUAUAGGUAAUAGGCAUAUGCACCAGUUUCAACCCUUUGGUAGUGAAUUCGGUGCCCUCUUGAUCACAA